AUGCUAGAAGCCAAUCUCCCUAUUGGCACCAAGUGCCCUGUCCCUGUGCCUUCAAGCAUCCAUGAGCCGGCAGUAGCACCAUUCCCACCUCCAAUACAGUCGGUCACCGACCUAUCGCAGCGUUUUUACCGAACAGUCGACAGUGUGGAACAGCCUCGCUCGCCGGCUCCAGACUCGCCCGGGCAGCCAACGCCCACCAACCCGCUCCAGGAGACCCGACUCGGCGCCCUCGACACGCUCACCCUAUGUCGUAACGUCAUCACCACCCUGGAGCUGACCCGCCUGCGCAAGUCCCGCAUCGGCCUCUACAACUGGAUCGGGUUCUGGGAACGGCUUUACGAGCGGCCGUUUGCCAACAGCCUAGCGUCACGCGUGAGCACGGCGCUCUCCAAAAUCGACAUGCUGUUCCGCGUCGUCUCACACGAUCUGCACCAGCUCACGCAGCGCACCGAAGACGCCAUAAUAUCCGCGACCUCCGAGCGCGAGAUCCUGCACCUGCUUGAGCGUAUGGAAGUCGACGUGGGGAGCCGGCGUCUGCGCCGCCGGCGCAAGGCGCAAGCCAUCCUGAACAAGAUGCGCACCGAGCUGGAGAUGAUCCCCGUGAAGGUGGGCGACGAUCUGUUCGACGAUAUGAAGCGCAGCGUGUUUGGGCUGGAUGUCGUCUGCGACUACCACCCAGGUGAUUCGGUCGCCGAGGCCCACGAAACUAACUGGCCGGAUCAUUUCAUCGGGCAUCCUGUCGGCUACACCCAGGAGUCGGCGGCUUCCGGCGCGUUCAUGCCGUUGUCGUCUUAUACCGCUAAUGAGCUUGUUGGAUAA
Messenger RNA from Aspergillus steynii IBT 23096, 819 nucleotides. RefSeq lists its product as uncharacterized. The record is from RefSeq and is a predicted model, not a curated record. The coding region runs from base 1 to 819 and encodes 272 amino acids. The transcript is spliced from 3 exons. Lineage: Eukaryota; Fungi; Ascomycota; Eurotiomycetes; Eurotiales; Aspergillaceae.